AAAGAGAAAUGAAAUAAAUUAAAAAAAGAAAGGUACCCCGCCUAAACCCCAAAAAGAUUCCGUGUCACUAUCGUGUGAGCCCUUAACAUCUCCCCACCACCACCAUCACCAUUCUACCAUUCUCCCCUUCUCUCUCCUCUAUCUUCCUCAACCUCCACUUUCUCUCUCCUCCUCCAUUGUCGUUUUAGAGAGAGAAAGCUUCAUCUCCACUUUUUACUCGUACCAGAGAACAAUCAUCAACUUGCUCAUUUCUCAGAUCUGCUCUUUUCAAUGGCGUCUACUAAAGAACGUGAGAACUUCGUCUACAUCGCCAAGCUUGCUGAGCAAGCUGAACGCUACGAUGAAAUGGUGGAAGCGAUGAAGAAUCUUGCGAAGCUUGAUGUUGAGUUGACUGUAGAAGAGAGGAAUUUACUUUCAGUAGGAUAUAAGAAUGUUGUUGGAGCUCGGAGAGCUUCGUGGCGGAUACUGUCGUCGAUCGAGCAGAAGGAAGAGGGCAAAGGGAAUGAACAGAAUGUGAAGAGAAUCAAGGAAUAUAGGCAGAAGGUGGAAUUAGAGCUUACAAACAUUUGUAGUGAUAUUAUGACUGUUAUCAAUGAACAUCUCAUUCCUUCCGCAACUGCUGGCGAAUCUACCGUCUUUUAUUAUAAGAUGAAAGGUGAUUACUAUAGGUAUCUUGCUGAGUUCAAGUUUGGUAAUGAGAGGAAAGAGGCUUCUGAUCAGUCUAUGAAAGCAUAUGAGAGUGCCACCACAACAGCUGAGGCUGAGCUACCUCCUACCCACCCUAUACGCUUGGGAUUGGCUCUCAAUUUCUCAGUAUUUUAUUAUGAGAUUAUGAAUUCUCCUGAAAGGGCCUGCCACCUUGCCAAGCAAGCUUUUGACGAAGCUAUCUCAGAACUUGACUCUCUGAAUGAGGAUUCAUACAAGGAUAGUACCCUAAUCAUGCAGCUCCUUAGAGACAAUCUCACCUUGUGGACUUCUGACAUCCCCGAAGAAGGAGAAGACUUCCUCCAAAAGGGAGAUAAUGCAAAAUCACAUGCUGGUGAAGAUGCAGAGUGAAGAGCAUUGGCAUGAACCUUGGGCUCGUGGUGUUUUAGUUAAGAAGUAGAGAAGAUGAUUUGGAUCUUUCUUUUCUUUUGCUUUUUGUAACAUGGCGUUGUGCCAUGUGGGCUAUUAGAGGCUUUGAUGCACACAAAAAUAUGAUACUCCCAUUUGUGUCUCCUUGCUUCUCUUGACAGCCCUGGAAGAUAAGGUUUGAGGCGUGGCUGAUGAUGCCAUGAAUCAGUUUCGACCAUUUGAUGUCUUUUAAGAUUGAUAGUAGUUCUUUUUUUCUCCUCCCUCCCAAACGAUAUUCUCUAUUCCCAUACUUCUUUGUAUGUGUAUCAGACCUCUUAACUUCAUUAUGGCUGCUCUUAAGGUUAUUGAGUAAUAUUUUUCGAGGCCUUGUGUUGGUUUUA
Chenopodium quinoa (quinoa) is the source of this 1454-nucleotide messenger RNA. Its product is annotated as 14-3-3-like protein D. The coding region runs from base 271 to 1056 and encodes 261 amino acids. Gene Ontology annotation, cellular component: cytoplasm. Gene Ontology annotation, biological process: signal transduction. NCBI's taxonomy places the organism in Eukaryota, Viridiplantae, Streptophyta, Magnoliopsida, Caryophyllales, Amaranthaceae. The transcript is spliced from 7 exons. The record is from RefSeq and is a predicted model, not a curated record.